AUGCAUUUAAGAUUGGUCAUUUUUUGCUCGUUGCUCUAUGUUGCAACUAAAGGGGUACUUUCGACACCUCUAAUUCAAACGCAAUAUAAGGAAGAUGACUUAAUAGUUGAGUUGGACAAUUUGGGCAAAAUCCGUGGACAUAUUCUUCAAAGUGCCGAAGGAAACGAUUUCUACGCUUUUCAAGAAAUUCCCUAUGCAGAACCUCCUGUAGGAAAACUCAGAUUUAGGCCCCCCCAACCUCAUCGUCCAUGGGAAGGAGUAUUAAAUGCGACAGAAAAUAAAAAAAUCUGUACACAAAAACCCGACCCAAAUUCAACUGAAGACUGUUUGGUUUUAAACGUAUACACACCAGUAAAACCCAGUUCUAAUAAUUCAUUGCCAGUAUUCCUUUGGAUUCCUGGUGGGGCAUUCGUUACUGGUAGUGGUUCAAUAGUUCAAUAUAACCCAAAACUCUUGAUUGAUUAUGAUAUAAUCGUGGUUACAAUAAAUUAUCGAUUGGGAGCAUUUGGAUUUUUAACAACACUUGAUGAAAAUAUACCUGGAAACUUAGGACUUAAGGACCAACAUCUAGCUCUUCAAUGGGUAAACGACAAUAUCCAUAAAUUUGGAGGUGAUCCCAAAAAAAUAACAGUUUCUGGAGAAAGUGCUGGAAGUAUGUCCGUUGGAUUCCAUUUGCUUAGUAGAUUAAGCAAAGGCCUAUUUAGAAGUGUUAUUCAACAAAGUGGAUCAUCAAUAUCCGGUGUCUUUUAUCCAACAAACGACAGAGAACUGGCAUUCGAAUUUGGCAAAGCACUAGAUAGUUCAUUUACAUCAACAGAAUCAAGUGAUUUAUUAGAUUUGUUGCAGCAAGCAGAUUAUUCAGAUUUAGUAGAGCUUCACAAUAGGUUUACGUCUGGUAGAACAUCGGGAUUUAUGGAUGCCUUAACCUUUAAGCCAGUUCUUGAAAAUGAAUUAAACGAGGAUGCUUUUAUUACUGGACCCAUGCAUGAUGCUGUAUUGAACGGUGAUUUUAAUUUAGUUCCUAUUCUUAUCGGACUAAAUUCUGAAGAAUCUUUGAUGUUUUUACUAGAAAUUGACUCAGAAACUAUUGAAGAAAGAGGCAGACUUCUUGAUCAAAGUCCAAAAAAUCUUGUAUCUCGCUCUCUUAAUAUAGACGAAGAAGAAAGAGAGAAUGUUGGACGGCGUUUAAAAGAAUUUUACACUAACUCUUCUUUUACAGAAGAUAUAAACGGUUUAUACAAGUUCACUAGUGAUGAAGUUUUUUCAAGAUCAAUAAUACGCCAAGCUGAAACUGCCUCCCAAUAUGUACCUGUGUAUCUAUAUGAGCUAUCAUGGUUAGCAGAUAACAGCACCGAUAUAGGAGUUCCACAUGCAGCAGAUCUAUGGUAUUUGUGGGAUUUAAAGAUUUUUGACUCGAAUAAUGAGAAGCUUAGAAAACCUAUACUGAAGUGGUGGACGAAUUUUGUUAAGUAUCAGAACCCUACACCAGAUUCUGAUGAAGACCUUCAAAACGUAAUUUGGCCAAAAGUACAACCAAACGCUGUUAAGUAUUUAGAUAUAGAUUCGCAGUUCACGGUGAAGGAAAAUCCUCGAAAUUAUUAUAAUAUUAAGGCCCUAUUGAAUGAUUACAUACAACCACCAUAUAUAUCUUACUAA
Diabrotica balteata is the source of this 1656-nucleotide messenger RNA. The record is from the annotation of a GenBank genome assembly. NCBI's taxonomy places the organism in Eukaryota, Metazoa, Arthropoda, Insecta, Coleoptera, Chrysomelidae.